AUUUCAGAUUCGCCCCGUCGCCCAGAGGGGACUCAUGAGCUGGAGGGAGAGGAGGACUUGAGUCCCGAGGAGAAGCGGGUCCUGGAGAGGAAGAUGAAGAAGAUCUUGAAAAAGGAGGAGAGGAAGAGGCUUAAAGCUGAGGGAGAGACCUCAGAGAAAACUGAAACAGCUGGACCCAGUGCACCUCAGCAGGCCUUAGAUUACCUCACCUGCUGGGCUGAAACCCGAACAAAGUGGAAGUUCCAAAAGACCAGGCAGACGUGGUUACUGCAGCACAUGUUUGACUCCGAAAAGAUUCCAGAUGAGAAGUUCUCCUUGCUGCUUGAGUACCUGGAGGGGCUUCGUGGAGCAGCCAAAGACACCACAGUGCAGAAGGCCUUAGCCCUGGUUGAAGAGUCGGGACAAGCACCAGAGGACACAGUUGUCCAGCAGAGGGCGCACAGAGCCAAAGAAGUUAUCCAGCUGCUCUCCUGAACCCACCACCAUCAGGGAAAGGCAUGAGGUCCACCAGAAAAAGACUGAUGUUUGUUGAUCAGUGGACUGAAUGAAUGCCCUGGUCUCAAGCAAGGACUAAAAAGUUUUGUUUUAUAUGUAAUUUUCAGGAACAGUCCUUUGGGGAAAAGUAUUUGUUUUGAUUAAAUUACCAGUAUUGCUCACA
Messenger RNA from Micropterus dolomieu (smallmouth bass), 658 nucleotides. RefSeq lists its product as uncharacterized. NCBI's taxonomy places the organism in Eukaryota, Metazoa, Chordata, Actinopteri, Centrarchiformes, Centrarchidae. The record is from RefSeq and is a predicted model, not a curated record.